Cucurbita pepo subsp. pepo (vegetable marrow) is the source of this 1379-nucleotide messenger RNA. RefSeq names its product Glycosyl hydrolase superfamily protein. The record is from RefSeq and is a predicted model, not a curated record. Gene Ontology annotation, molecular function: hydrolase activity, hydrolyzing O-glycosyl compounds. NCBI's taxonomy places the organism in Eukaryota, Viridiplantae, Streptophyta, Magnoliopsida, Cucurbitales, Cucurbitaceae. Gene Ontology annotation, biological process: carbohydrate metabolic process.
UCUCUCCGGCCAUCUUCAGCCAUGUUGCCCCGGUCAAUAUUCCUCACCACUUCCCUCUCUCUCUUCUUUCUCUUACUUCCCCAUCCAUCUAACUCCCUUACAACCAUCGGCGUCACCUUCUCCGCCUCCACUGCCAACUCCAGCCCCCACCCCCAGCCACUCGACUCAGUGGCCAAAGCCAUAGGUUCCCUCAAACUCACUGCCGUGAGACUCGAAGAUGCCGAUCCCAACAUAGUCCGAGCCUUCGCCUACACCAACAUCACCCUCAUCCUCACAGUCCCUAAUUUCAUGGUCGCCCCUAUCGCCUCCAAUCGCUCCGUAGCUCUCCAGUGGCUCUACGCCCACGUCAUCCCUUUCUACCCUCGGUCGAUCAUCACCACCAUCUCCGUCGGCAACAACUUUCUCGAAGCUUCCCCUGAAUUCGCGACGGUUCUUUUGCCCGCAAUCAGAAAUGUAUACACGGCGCUUCGAAAUUUGGGGAUUCGUCAAAUUUCAGUUUCCACUACGUUUUCGUUCAUCAGUAUAAUGGCGAAUCCGUUCCCUCCUUCGGCGGCUAGGUUUCAAGAUCCCGUUUCCGAAACUGUGAUUGGGCCUUUGCUUCAGUUUCUAAGAGACACCAAUUCGUCGUUCUUGAUCAAUAUUUACCCUUACAAUUUGUACCGAAUGAACUCCGAAAUCCCAAUAGGGUAUGCUCUGUUUCAGAAGCACCCUUUCAAUUUCAGGGAUGAUGUGACUACCGGUGUCCGGUACCGGAAUCUUUUUGACUCCAUGGUAGAUGCGGUGAUUUGUGCAAUGGCAGUGGCUGGACAUGCGAAUAUUCCGGUGAUUGUGACGGAGACUGGGUGGCCAAGCUUUGGCACGGACUCUGGCGAGGUCGAAGCAAAUCAAGCUUACGCCGAAAUGUACCUCAAGGGACUGGUUGCACACCUGAAAUCAGAUUUCGGAACACCUUUGAGGAGGGAAGGGGUGACGGAAACUUACAUAUAUCAGCUGUUUGAUGGGGAAGAAGUUCAGGGAGCUCGACCUGUGCGAAAAUGGGGGCUUCUGUAUCCCAAUAUGACUAAGAAGUAUGAUGUGGUCUUCUCCAAGUCCGCCGGAAAUGCAGAGCAACGAGCUUUUCUGACUAUUGCAGCCUGGUAUUUUGGGAUUUUUGUUCUGACGAAGUUGUGGUAGCAUCUUACAUAUUUCGUUUUCAUAAUCUUCAUUUAGGUUCUGAAUUAGCUUCCGUGCUAAUUCCUGGUGAGUUCAACCUGCGUUUUGUGAAGAAUUAUUCUCUUACUGAGAUUGUUGAGCUUUCUGUUGCUGGUUCUUGUUAUGGCAGCUUCCCUCCUUAGCAGAGAUUGCGUUUAUCGUUUGUUUAGAUGUUAAUGGCUGCAGAU